GAUUUGAGCAACGCAUCGACAUGGGAUGAACGAGCAUGUGGCGAAGAUACUGGAAGAGCUCGCCUUCUUCCUGGCGCUGGUGGGUGUCAGCGAAUGCCUGCGCUUCUUGGUGCGGCGGGGCCGGCCUGGCAGCCGCGCUGCGGAGGCGCUGGGGAUCUCCAGCCUGGUGCUGGGAUGGUACAGUGUGUCCAUCACCCUGGUGUUGCUCAACAAAUGGGUGAUGAUGUCCUGGAGAGGUGGCUUGCCCUUUCCGCUCUUCUACACCAUGAGCCACAUGGUGCUGAAGGGCUGCUUCGCCUUGCUCUACUUGCUGGUGAGCUGCGACCCCCCCAAGCCGCAGAGGCGCAGCGUCUGCUGCGGGGUCUCAAUGGUUGGGGUCAUGACCGCCUUGGACGUCGCCGCCUCCAACAUGAGCUUCCUGUUCAUUAGUGUCGCCUUCUACACCAUGCUGAAGUCGGCUUCCUUGAUCUUCAUUCUGGUCUUGGGCGUGCUGCUGCGCAUGGAGCCCUGUAGCUGCGGGAUUGCAGGUACUGUCCUCCUGAUCGCCGCGGGGAUUUUCAUCACCUCCUACGGGGAGAGCGAUUUCGAUGCCCGGGGCUUCUGGCUGGUGCUGGGCUCGGAGGUCUUCGCCGCGCUGCGGUGGCUUUUGACGCAGAGAGCGCUGCACUCCAGCGGCCUCAGCGCGAUGCAGACCGUGUUCUACAUGUCGCCUGCAUCGUCUCUGACCUUAGCGCCCAUCGUGAUUUGGCGAGAACGUCAUGAGCUGAUGGCCCUGGCAGAGCCCGGGGCGCUGCAACAGUAUCUGAUCCUGGUGCUGUUGCCGGGGUUUCUGGCGUUCCUGCUGUUGCUGAUUGAGGUGCAACUGGUGAAAGUGACGUCUUCAUUGACUCUGUCGGUCUUCGGCAACUUAAAGUCUGUGGUCACCAUCAUCUUUUCCAUCGUGGUCUUCAAUGAAAAGACCAGGCCAAUUCAGUGGACAGGUCUUCUGCUCGCACUGAUCGGCAUGGUGGUCUACGCCCGCCUGAAGAACCGAACCUUGGCCGUGGAUUCCCUGGCUGCGGUGAAGUAUGAGGUCCUGCCCCAGGAUGCGGAGGACGACUCCGCCGCCGCUGAAGCCAAAGGCGAAAGUGGCAGCGACGACGCUGGGCGCGAAGAGCGCGCCAGACGCGAUCUCUCAUGAUGCCCAGGUCCAGGUGCAGCGAACUCCCUCUCACUCGGAGGAGGC
Effrenium voratum is the source of this 1225-nucleotide messenger RNA. NCBI's taxonomy places the organism in Eukaryota, Dinophyceae, Suessiales, Symbiodiniaceae. The record is from the annotation of a GenBank genome assembly.